Molecule: messenger RNA, 924 nt
Organism: Notothenia coriiceps (black rockcod)
Lineage: Eukaryota; Metazoa; Chordata; Actinopteri; Perciformes; Nototheniidae
Product: outer dense fiber protein 2-like
Exons: 6
Biological process (GO): regulation of cilium assembly
Cellular component (GO): centrosome
Source: RefSeq, a predicted model, not a curated record
CAACAGACUUUGUCAUGUUAUGUUUAUGUCAACUUGUUCAUUUUGCCUCCUAAACUAAAAACGGUGCUCUGCCUAUGACAUUUAUGUUCAAGUCCUGAAGAAUACAAUUUGGUUUAUCAUAUGAGGAAAGCAAUGAGAACUCGGUCAAGUUCUCCUCCAAUCCAUCUUCACAUCAGCGACUCCACCCCGGUCCACGUGCACGUGAAGAGCCAGAGGAGUCCUGCCAGCCAGCCUCAAGUCACACACCCACUGAUGCUGGAGAAGACCAACGUGGACAGGGGAAACCUCCGUCCUACAGCCAAGGUCAAAACUCGAGUUCCAUGGAUACCACCGGGAAAGGCUUCCAUACGGGACGCUUCAUACAAGUGGGAGGGUCCAACGCACCGCCUUGAGAUCCCCCCCCCUCUCCAUGAAGAGCCUGAACACUCCCAGUCUGCGCUGCGACUUGCUGACCUCACAUCAGAGGAAGAGGAGGGGCUGCACGGGCGGAUCAACCAGUAUGAGAGGAAGAUCGAGAGCUUACUGACUGAGGUCAGCUCUCUGAAGAUUGAGGUGGAGCUGCGGAAGAAGGAGCAGCUGCUGGAGCGUCAGUCGGAGCAGCUGAGUGUGUCCCAGCGGCUGAUGGAGGAGCAGGAGGAACAGCUGAGUGUCUCCCAGCGGGUGAUGGAGGAGCAGGAGGAGCAGCUGGAGGAGGUGAGCAAGGAGCUGCAGCACACUGAGAGAGAGAACUCACGACUGCGCCUGUCCAUGGAGAAGAUACUGGAGGAGAGCGACUACAACAGAGGGGACGGGGGCAGUCUGCAACAAGACAGAGCAGCUCUGCAAAGGACGCUGAUGGAGGCUGAGGGGGGGGGGGCAGCAGCGGCCCAGCAGCUCUCCUCCCUGAGAGACUCUGUUUCCAAACUGUGCUCUGCUGCUGGCACU